UUAACUUUUAACGCCGUUUGGUCUGUGAAAUAAGUGAACCGGAUGUCUGAAUUUUAAAAGGAUAUUUAAAGAACACUACUUAAACUCAGCAUAUGCGUUCAGAGAAUUCUAGGUUGUUUCACGCGUAAACGGUAAACCCUAACCUUAAAUAUUAUUCUAUGUUGUCUCUCUCUCAUUAUCGAUAUUUGAGGCUCUUCUUCUUCAAACCCUUUGAUUGCUUGGGUUGCUUAAAUGGAGGACACUCAAGAAAUAGAGGAUAAAACAUCUGAAGCAAUUUCAGAUAAUGCAUCACAAAAGAAAGAGGAAACUCAUGAUGAAAUGCUUGCUAGACACAGGAAAGAGAUAUCACAGCUGCAGAACAAGGAAAUUGGGCUGAAAAAGGCAGCAGCCAAAGGUAGCAAGGCUGAACAGAAAGCUAAGAAGAAGCAGGUGGAGGAAGAGGUUUCUCAACUUUCUGCUAAGCUUAAAGAAAACCAUACCAAAGAACUUGCCUCAUUAGGCUAUAGUGGCAGUAGUAGAAAUGGAAAAGGCACUAUUGACACUUUGGUGAAAGCAAUAGCUGGGGUUUCUGUUACCAGUCAACCUGACCAAUCAAAGGAUUCAAAGCCCAGUAAGAGUGCAAAGAGGCGAGAAAAAAGAGCUCAGGAAGAAGCAGCAAGAGAGCAAAGAAUCCAAGAAGAGCAGAGCAAUAUUAUAAGUGAUCGAAUGGUUGAAAAUGAGAAACUGGAAAGAAAGCUUGAACCCCUUGGUUUGACUGUUACUGAAAUAAAGCCAGAUGGGCACUGCCUCUACCGAGCUGUUGAGGACCAGUUAGCCCUCCUCUCUGGUGGUUCAUCUCCUUAUACAUACCAAGAGCUUCGAGAAAUGGUGGCUGCUUAUAUGAGGAAACAUGCAUCCAAUUUCAUCCCAUUUUUCCUGUCAGAGAAUGUGUCAGAGGGUGCUUCUGAUAAUUCAGUUACAGAGAGAUUUGAGAAUUACUGCAAAGAAGUGGAGUCAACUGCGGCAUGGGGAGGCCAACUAGAGCUCGGUGCUUUAACUCACUGCCUUAGAAAACAUAUCAUGAUAUUAUCGGGGUCCUUCCCUGAUGUAGAGAUGGGGAAGGAGUACAAAUCCGAUGAUGGGAAUGGUUCAUCGAAUUCAAGUAUCAUGCUAUCAUACCAUAAGCAUGCAUUUGGGCUCGGUGAGCACUAUAAUUCUGUGGUGCCCAAUGUCGUCUAAUAGGUUUCCUUCAAAUUAUGAAUAUAAAAUUAGAUGAAAUAUUAGUGGUACUGAAUUGUAGGACAAUGUGAUCACAAAGACCUCGCAUUCAUGGGAUUGCUGCUUUUAAGUGAAACUACAGAAAAAUUAAUGGAACUUAUAUUGUUGGAAUUUAUUGUUACUCAA
Molecule: messenger RNA, 1383 nt
Organism: Quercus lobata
Lineage: Eukaryota; Viridiplantae; Streptophyta; Magnoliopsida; Fagales; Fagaceae
Product: Cysteine proteinases superfamily protein
Exons: 3
Coding region: 232-1218 (328 amino acids)
Biological process (GO): protein deubiquitination
Molecular function (GO): cysteine-type deubiquitinase activity
Source: RefSeq, a predicted model, not a curated record